Bombyx mori (domestic silkworm) is the source of this 3245-nucleotide messenger RNA. It is a transcript of the gene CycC, whose product is annotated as cyclin-C. Lineage: Eukaryota; Metazoa; Arthropoda; Insecta; Lepidoptera; Bombycidae. Bases 1289 to 2095 code for a protein of 268 amino acids. Gene Ontology annotation, biological process: positive regulation of transcription by RNA polymerase II. Gene Ontology annotation, cellular component: mediator complex; nucleus. Gene Ontology annotation, molecular function: cyclin-dependent protein serine/threonine kinase regulator activity. The record is from RefSeq and is a predicted model, not a curated record. The transcript has 3 exons.
UUUUUUUUUUGAGAUUGUUUUACGGCCCUGGAAUUUUGAAAACUUCAAAGCAGUGUUUCCACUUACGUUUUUUUAAACACAUUUUACCCUAGUUUCUUUUGAAUUUAUCCCUAAAAUUUCCUAGACAACUUUCAUAAAUCCUUUAUAUAGAAAGUAUAAAUAAAAUACAGAAAAUAAACCACAGCAUAUUAUUUAAUGUAGGUAUAUAUAAUAUAAACGCCCCCAGAAGAUCAUAGAUAUAUAGGAUUAGAAUUUUCAAGGAAGUCGACGCAUUGCUUUUAUAUUCUUUUGCUGCACGCAACCUAACACUGUUCGGUUCUAAAAUUGAGCAAUUGUUUGCUGGCAAAGUUGGGAACUUUCUAUGAAGCAAGCCGUUCAGGGUUUCAUUAGAAAGCCUGUUUCUUUUGUCAGUUUUUACAUUUGAGAACACUGAAUUAUCUUUCCACCUCAGUCUUUGAAGAAGGAACUGCUAGCAAAAGUGAAAUGACAAUUACAAGGUUUUCGUAAAUGAAAUUACCAUGAUAAUCUUUCAUGGUACAUGAAGUACCUGUAUAUUACAAUACAAGUAAGUUCUGGUGACAUCAACGAAAAUAGGUAAAUAAAAGUUUGGCGGAUUAUACUUAUUGGGAUUCUGGGGAAUCCCUAAGAAAAAAGCAGUGGCUUAAUCUAUAAUUUACUUUACUAGAGGGUUACUGUUGAAUCAAACCUUCUUUAUAGUUUUUAUACACAACUCUGUUUUAUUCUUUUACUUGUCAACUCGACUUAAUGUCAUUCUCUCUCCAUAAAAUAAAAUGUUCAUUGUUUUACUUUAAUUAUCGUUUAUUUUAAAAUUCACAACAGUUACUAGUAUAGGCUUUGCUUUUUACCCCGAACUAUCCUAAAUCCUGGUAUUUUUUAAAUUGUCUUUAUCAUCCAAAAUAUCAGCUAUUUUUCCCUAAAAAAGGGAGAAUUCCCUAAAAGUGGAAGCACUGCUUCAAAGUACGCUAACCUUUUUUAUUGAGUCAGAACUCGUACCUGCCAUCUAGUGAGUUUAUUAGAUCAUUAAGGCCAAAACGUUUCAAAAAUGACCUCGCCGGUUCCUAAAGAUGACGCUAGUUGAAUGUUCUUUUCCUUUGUAUGGGAGUUGCACCCCCCUGGUUAUGCAUACAUAUUACUAAAAUACACAGUUUCAAAAGUUUCAUAGAAUAGGAAUGGAUGGAAAAAUGUUAAAUUUGUAAAAAAAGUAUGUUUUUUUGAUAAAUCAAAAUUUACCAAAUUUUAAUAAUUAUUGUGUUUUGCCUUUGAAGAAAUGGCUGGAAAUUUUUGGCAAAGCUCACAUCAUCAACAAUGGAUACUCGAUAAGCAAGAGCUAAGGCGCGAUCGCCAGUUUGAUUUGAAUAUUUUAUCAGAAGAAGAAUACCAAAAAGUAUUUAAUUUUUUUGCUAGUAUAAUUCAAGUUUUAGGCGAACAACUUAAACUUCGUCAGCAAGUAAUCGCAACUGCAACAGUUUACUUUAAAAGAUUUUAUGCAAGGAACUCUUUGAAGUGUAUUGAUCCACUUCUUUUGGCACCAACAUGCGUAUUUCUUGCAUCUAAAGUUGAAGAAUUUGGUGUUAUAUCCAAUUCCAGAUUAAUAACAACCUGCCAGACAGUUAUAAAAAAUAAGUUUAGUUAUGCUUAUGGACAACAAGAGUUCCCGUACAGGACAAAUCACAUUCUGGAGUGUGAAUUUUAUUUACUAGAAAAUUUAGAUUGUUGUUUAAUUGUAUACCAACCAUAUAGACCAUUACUACUUUUUGUCCAAGACAUAGGACAAGAUGAUCAACUUCUGACAUACGCUUGGAGAAUAGUAAACGAUUCCUUGAGAACAGAUGUUAGUUUGUUGUACCCACCCUAUCAGAUUGCAAUUGGUGCCUUACAAAUAGCAUGUGUGAUGCUUGGUAAAGACAAUCUCAAACCUUGGUUUGCUGAGCUAAAUGUUGACAUGGAUAAAAUCCAAGAAAUUGUGAGAGCUAUCAUUAACCUUUAUGAGAUGUGGAAAAGUUAUGAUGAAAAAAAAGAAAUACAAGGGCUAUUGUCCAAGAUGCCCAAACCAAAGCCAGCUCCCCAGAGAUAGCAAGACAUAUUUUGUAGUAUGGAUUUGUAUAAUGGAUAUAUAAUUUUUAAUUGUAGACAUGAAAAAUUUGUUUUUAAUUCCCUAGGAAAAGAAAUUACUAUUUUUGAUGAGGUCACUUAUAUUUCAAGUGAUUUUUAUGAAUUUUUUCAACCAUAAACAAAUACAGUGUAGAGCACACUUUAGAGCAUAAAUUAAAAGAACAAGAACUAAGUUAUUUAAUUUUCCAUCACAAGCCAAAGAUACUCUCUUUAUUGGUUGUUAUGUGAUUUAAGACUAUUGUAUCCUAUUGUAGCCUUUAGACACAAAAGUAAAUUAUUCCUUUAUUUCAAGUUUAAUGUUUAAAUAAUGUCAUUGUAUUGCUAUGCUGCCCAAUAACAUUGUUCAUAUAAGUAAACUGACAAAGAUAAGUAAGAUGACAAAAGCUAAAGAAAAAAGGCAAUUCUAAUGAAUUUAGUCUUAUCUGUCUGCAUGUUUUUGAGCAUUGAUACUUCAUUCAUUAACUGUGUUGCAUUUGUUCACAUUUUACAACAUUUGUCAACAUUAACAAUUUUGAACAUUGAAAAUGAGGUGGAUCCUUUAAAUAGAUAUAUAUGUAUAAAUUACUAUUGGUUACACAUUUCAGGUUAAAACUUAUUAGCAAUUCAGGGAAUAAUUAUGUCAUGUAUAGUCAAAGUAUGAUUGGUGAAAUUGUACAUUGAGCACUUUAUGCAGUGGCUGAAUUCAAUAGACGCGGGCACAUAAAAUACGAACAAACAAAUAAAUAUUAAUAUUUAUAUAUAAACUAGGGGUCAUGCUCCACUAUUACCUGCAGAUAUAUGACAUUUGACAUAACACUGGGGAGUAGUUAAUGGUUUGAAAAACAUUGAUUUCUUGUUACUGAUGGUACGUUGGUGGUACUAUAAUAAUAGACACCUGUGGAAUUCUAACAAUAACCAUAAAGUUCCAUUAACAAUUAAUGAAAUAUUAUGAUAAAAUAAAAAAUAUUUUUACCAAUUUUAACUAUUAUUGUUUAUUAUACUAAAAAUUGUGCUAUUCUUGUAAGCAUGAUUAAUUAUGUAAAAUAAAUAAUAGGAAUGCAUCUUUAAAAAUUAAGACUGUUGGUACUGUCUUUUUAGGAGAUAUUAAUGUAAUAAAUUCUUAUUUUUCAAUA